Molecule: messenger RNA, 1527 nt
Organism: Seminavis robusta
Lineage: Eukaryota; Bacillariophyta; Bacillariophyceae; Naviculales; Naviculaceae
Source: the annotation of a GenBank genome assembly
AUGGUCUUUGGACGACGGUCCCCUUCGGACGAAGCCAGGAACCGACAUGCCCAACGAAAGGAUCCCAAAGGGACCAUUGCAGGAAAACAAGAUCCUGUCAGCAGCCAACCCAUGAUUGUCCAACCUCCUCCACCACCAAAAGAACCUCCCAACAACAAUAGUAAAGCACGCCCUACUACUAUUACUAAACCGCCACAACGCCCAUCAUGGUCGUUAAAGUCCUUGUUUCUGGGAUCUCCUUUUGGUAUCUUCUUGACGGCAUCCGUCUGUCUCAACCUUCCUCCCAUUAUUGUGGGUUUUACCGACAUUGCCGGGUUGGUCGACUUUUGCCUCGCCAGCAUUUGGCUCGUCGUCAACAGCGUCUUUUGUUUGGUCCACAUUGUGGCCGCCGUGUACGUGUCCCGAUCCGUCUUGUUGUGGUCGUCGACGACCCAGCAACACCACAGCAAACAGCAACAAUCCAACAACAAACGACGCAUGCUUUCCAAAGUCCACCGCGUCUUUUGCCACGAUCCCACCGUGACCUUUUACAUUUGGUUUGUCGCCUUUUACGCCGUCUUUUGCGUCAUUCCCAUUGUGGUGACGGUACAACCAAACGCCAAAGAUUUUGUCGACAACUUUGAUUACCAUAACUACUACGACGGAGACGAUGAUGCUGCCAACAACAAUAACGACGACAAUAGCAACGACUACUGUGGCCCCUUUAGUCAUGAAAAGGUGUUUCUGGCCAUGGCCUUUUGCUUGACGUGGAUUGUCCUGGGAACAGCCGCACUCUUGUUGGGCGUUUGUGUGGCUUAUGAAGAAGAUACGUAUGCUGUUAAUACGGGUGGUGGUGUUGAUGAUGAAGAAACGGGACAAUAUCGACCACCAGCUGGGAGUUAUGGAAUCUUUUCCGAUGCACCCGAGGAUCCGCCACCGCGAAGCAAUCAGACGGAUGCUCCUGGGACCUCGUUCUUCCAAGGUGUGCUGAACAAUGUCCUUCCCAAGAAAUCUCCUCCGCGUUCUGCAUCUCCACCCGGAGACACCUAUGAACAGAGGCAGCACCAGGAACAGAGGCAGCAGCACCAACAACAGGAACAACAGCGACGAGACCCCAAACAUCCCUUCCACUUUAGAACGUCGCACUCGGUUCACGAUCCCUUUCAGCAAUCCCUGCAACAUCAGCAACAGAUUGCCCUCAAUCGAAGCAGCAGUGAAUCGGCCAUUCAAGUGGCUCACGCGGCAGCUCAGGCAGCCGUCCAAGCGGCUCAUGCGGCCGAGGCUGCGGCCAAGGCGUCUCAUGCCGCCGUUUCGUCACGGCAGCUACCGAUCGAACCAGAACAGCAGCAACCGAAACCUCAGGCUGCUCGUGGCAAGGAAAACAGCAACAGGAACAGGAACAACAAUAAGUUGGAUCAAAACACCAAUAACCAACUCAAGGGUGCCAAUGCCAUGUUGCCCAAAGAGAAAGAGGCCAACAAUAAUACAAUGAAUUACAGCAGGGAAGAAGUGGUCACGGCCCUGUAUUCACUCAUGCCUGGCUUAUGA